Messenger RNA from Rhododendron vialii, 2024 nucleotides. Its product is annotated as mitochondrial-processing peptidase subunit alpha-like. The coding region runs from base 131 to 1651 and encodes 506 amino acids. The transcript has 13 exons. Gene Ontology annotation, molecular function: metalloendopeptidase activity; metal ion binding. Gene Ontology annotation, biological process: proteolysis. The record is from RefSeq and is a predicted model, not a curated record. Gene Ontology annotation, cellular component: mitochondrion. NCBI's taxonomy places the organism in Eukaryota, Viridiplantae, Streptophyta, Magnoliopsida, Ericales, Ericaceae.
UAGAUCCUCAUUCGCCGUUCUCGCCUCUCUCUCUGUCUCUCUCUCCAAUUCCCACAACCAGGUCUAAGAGAGAGAAACCCUCAAAAAAAUCAACUCUCUUUCUAGGGUUCCACACUGUUAAUCCACCACCAUGUACAGAAGCGCAGCUUCACGCCUCCGUUCUCUCAAGGGUCGGGUGGGAAACAGGUCACUAAUCAGGUCUGCAAGUUCAAGUGCUGUUGCUACAUCGUCAUCUUCUUCUUCAGGGGGUCUCUUUAGCUGGUUGACGGGAGAAAGGUCAAGUUCCCUCCCCCCUCUACAAGUUAGUCUUCAAGGUGUUACCUUUCCACCUCCAUUGCCCGACUAUGUUGAACCUGGCAAGACAAAGAUUACAACACUGCCAAAUGGUGUCAAAAUCGCCUCAGAAACAUCUGCUAAUCCUGCUGCCUCAAUUGGGUUGUACGUUCAUAGUGGCUCAAUAUUUGAGACACCUGAUUCAUUUGGGGCUACACACCUCUUGGAGCGCAUGGCUUUUAAGAGCACAAGUAACAGGAGUCACUUGCGCAUUGUCCGGGAAGUGGAAGCAAUUGGUGGUAAUGUAACAGCCUCAGCUUCUAGGGAGCAGAUGGGGUACACUUAUGAUGCUCUCAAGACUUAUGUUCCUCAUAUGGUAGAAUUGCUCGUUGACUGUGUGAGGAACCCUGUCUUCUUGGAUUGGGAGGUGAAUGAGCAGCUUCGGAAGGUGAAAGCUGAGAUUGCAGAAGCAGCUAACAAUCCACAAGGCCUGCUUUUGGAGGCAAUACACACUGCUGGUUAUUCCGGUGCACUUGCAAAUCCUCUUUUGGCACCCGAGUCUGCAGUAGACAGUUUGAAUAGCUCAAUUUUGGAGUAUUUUGUAGCCGAAAACUAUACUGCUCCACGAAUGGUCCUUGCAGCUUCUGGUGUUGAACAUGAGGAUCUGUUAAAGAUUGCAGAACCACUUCUUUCGGACUUGCCCAUUGUAUCUCGUCCUGAGGAGCCAAAGUCUGUGUAUGUUGGAGGUGAUUACCGCUGUCAAGGGGAACCAGGGAAAACUCAUUUUGCUCUUGCCUUUGAAGCUCCGGGUGGGUGGGUUAAGGAGAAGGAAGCUAUGGUGUUGACUGUACUGCAGAUGCUAAUGGGAGGAGGUGGAUCUUUCUCAGCUGGGGGCCCUGGAAAAGGGAUGUACUCACGGUUAUAUCUUCGUGUCUUGAAUGAGUAUCCACAAAUACAUGCGUUUUCUGCCUUCAACAGCAUCUAUGACCAUACUGGUUUAUUUGGAAUUCAAGCUACCACUAGCCCCGAUUUUGUUUCAAAGGCCAUUGAUAUAGCUGUUAAAGAACUUAUUGCGGUUGCCACGCCUGGAGAAGUCGACCAGGUACAGCUGGAUCGUGCUAAGCAGUCGACAAAGUCUGCCAUUCUUAUGAACCUUGAAUCCAGAAUGAUUGUGUCAGAAGAUAUCGGUAGACAAAUUUUGACUUAUGGAGAGAGGAAACCUGUGGAGCAUUUCUUGAAAGCCGUGGAUGAAGUUUCAGCGAAGGAUAUUGCUGCCAUUGCUCAGAAGCUUAUUUCUUCCCCUCUUACGAUGGCAUCUCACGGAGACGUGAUUAAUGUCCCAAGCUACGACACAGUUAGCAGCAAGUUCCGUCUAUAACGGAAUUGGCCCAUUAACGGAAUUGAUUCACGCUGGGGAGUCGCAGCAUCUUUUGUCAUUGAUUCUUAGGAACUGCAUGUCUUUGAGCUGUCUUGCACAUCUAAUACCGUGGAAAAUAAAAAGAAACUUCACUUGGUUUUUGCAAUAAUCUAGUAAUGCUGGUAAGCAGCUUUUUGAUCCUAAAUUCCUUCUUGUAUACCUUUGUAAUUUUUUGGUGGCAGUCUUUUUAUGGUUCUGACAAAUGGGUUUUCCUGUUUGACAUGUAAUUGUUCAUUUCUUUUCUUACUGAGACGCAUCGCAGACUCUGUUUCUGCUGGUAGUCACAUGAAUCCUUCUUUCAAAUCAAUCUGUUUUUCUUGUUUCUACUUACAAA